GCGACCUCAUUCAUUCUACCGACGUGACUGAAUAGGCGGUUGAGUUUGUGAUUUCUCUCAAAGAAUGCAGAUCUUCGUGAAAACGCUUACUGGUAAGACCAUUACCCUCGAAGUCGAAGCGAGCGACACCAUCGAAAACGUGAAGGCGAAAAUCCAAGACAAGGAAGGAAUCCCGCCCGACCAGCAGCGUCUCAUUUUCGCGGGGAAACAACUGGAGGACGGUCGUACUCUAAGCGAUUACAACAUCCAGAAAGAGUCUACUCUCCAUCUUGUGCUUCGUCUGAGAGGUGGUAUGCAGAUCUUUGUCAAGACUCUAACCGGAAAAACCAUCACAUUGGAAGUGGAAGCGAGCGAUACAAUUGAGAACGUGAAAGCUAAAAUCCAGGACAAGGAAGGAAUCCCACCCGACCAACAGCGUCUUAUCUUUGCAGGCAAACAGCUCGAAGAUGGGCGUACUCUGAGUGACUACAACAUUCAGAAAGAAUCCACUCUCCACCUUGUGCUCCGUCUCCGUGGUGGUAUGCAAAUCUUUGUCAAAACGCUGACGGGUAAAACCAUCACGUUGGAAGUGGAAGCGAGCGACACCAUCGAGAACGUGAAAGCAAAAAUUCAAGAUAAGGAAGGCAUCCCACCCGAUCAACAGCGUCUCAUUUUCGCUGGUAAACAACUGGAAGACGGCCGCACGUUGAGCGAUUACAACAUCCAGAAAGAAUCUACCCUCCAUUUGGUGCUUCGUUUGAGAGGCGGUAUGCAAAUCUUUGUCAAAACGCUGACAGGCAAAACCAUCACGCUGGAAGUGGAAGCGAGCGACACCAUCGAGAACGUGAAGGCAAAAAUUCAAGACAAGGAAGGAAUUCCCCCGGAUCAGCAGCGUCUCAUCUUUGCUGGCAAGCAACUUGAGGACGGCCGUACUCUGAGCGACUACAAUAUUCAAAAGGAAUCGACGCUUCAUUUGGUUCUUCGUCUCAGGGGAGGCAUGCAAAUUUUUGUGAAGACCCUCACUGGUAAAACUAUCACGCUUGAGGUUGAAGCUAGUGACACCAUCGAGAACGUAAAGGCAAAAAUUCAAGACAAAGAAGGUAUUCCUCCUGACCAGCAGCGCCUUAUCUUUGCUGGUAAGCAGCUAGAGGACGGGCGCACUCUGAGCGACUACAACAUUCAGAAAGAGUCUACUCUUCAUCUUGUUCUCCGUCUCCGCGGGGGCAAUUAGACAUUGAAAAACAUCAGAAAGCGAACUUGAUUCUAGCUACUAGUAUGUGUGUGUUUGUGUGUAAGGGAACGAAGCGUACUUUGUAGUGACUGCUGUAUGUGAAAUUCCAAUUAUUAGAAAAGGAUUGCUGCAUUCAUUGAAA
Molecule: messenger RNA, 1352 nt
Organism: Corticium candelabrum
Lineage: Eukaryota; Metazoa; Porifera; Homoscleromorpha; Homosclerophorida; Plakinidae
Product: polyubiquitin-like
Exons: 1
Coding region: 65-1210 (381 amino acids)
Biological process (GO): protein ubiquitination; modification-dependent protein catabolic process
Cellular component (GO): cytoplasm; nucleus
Molecular function (GO): protein tag activity; RNA binding; ubiquitin protein ligase binding
Source: RefSeq, a predicted model, not a curated record